AACAAAACAUCUACAAAUAGCCACAGCAAGUUUUCAUAGGUCCAGCCAGGGCUGCCAUUAUCUAUUUAACUUGAGCAAGCAAAAGUAAACAAAUCCGAAUGCUCCUAAUCUUUCUGAUAUUGAUGCAAAUUCUUUACAUAAAAUGUAAUGAUUAAUGACACUGUUUUAUAGUUUGGGUAUGGUAACUUAAACUAUAAAACAAUCAGUUGCUAGUAGACAGUGCCAAUUCAUUUACAAGUUGUCAACAACAAUCUUACGCUAACAAUGUCAUGUCAUAGCUACUGACAUGCACAGCACAAAAUUAUAAUUAGUACAUGUAACAACAGUAGGUCAAAAUUUUGGCCUCAUUCUUCAAAGAGGUUAUUAGUCUUCGGGAUAGAGCAAAAUUAAACACCAUUGCCACUAAUCAUGCCGGUGCUUGGUUGCGGGCAUUACCAAACCCAAACCUAGGCCUCGCCAUGUCACAACAUGAAUUCGUGAUUGCAAUACGGAUUUGGCUAGGAAUCCCUCUAUUUCCGUUCCCACCACCAUCAUUGAAAUGUGUUUGUGGUCAAGUUCUUGACCCAUUUGGCAAUCAUUUGGUUAGCUGCGGUCACGGUCCUCUCCGGAUCAAAUGCCACGAUGCCCUUUGCAAAGUGAUUUACCAAGCUCUUCUAACGAACAACAAGCAUGUGAAAAGGGAACGUUGUUCAGGCUUUGACAACAGUCGUCCUGGGGAUACAUUUCAUCCUGAUUUUCUUCUGGAUCGCCCCAGCUUCUUCGAUGUAACAAUAGCUAACAGCCUGCAGCCUUCAUUCAUUAUUACAGCUGCCAUUAAUGCAGGAGCUGCUGCAGAAGCUUGCAAAGACUUUUGUCACGCUGACAGAGUUACAGCAGCUGGUGGUAUAUUUUAUCCACUUGCUGUGGAAACUCUCGGUCUCUGGACACCCUACAGUCUCAAGAUCCUACGCUCUAUAGCUUCGAGAAUUUCUGCAGUGAGUCACAUGACGUUUUCAAAGUCUUUAAACAACUUAAGCCUGGUUCACAAUAUUGACGUCGACAUCAAUAAUAGAAAUAAAUCCCAUUCCAGCGUCGACGUCGGUGUCAACAUCAAAGGAUGCCGCCGACGUUGAGGCAGUUUCUUUGAAGUUUGACGCUCAGCUGAGCAUUGGCGUCAUAUUGUGAACCUGGCUUUAUUACAACAAUUAUCUGUGAAAUUAUGGUUACAUAAUGCUAGAUUGGUUUUACAAUGUUUGAAUGUAGAGAUAGAAAAUGUACAUAGUUGAGACAUGCAUACUUGAGUUGUUGGGGAUGUUGGGGUGGAGAACGUUCAUGUAUGUAAUAAAUAUAUCGU
Corticium candelabrum is the source of this 1333-nucleotide messenger RNA. RefSeq lists its product as uncharacterized. The coding region runs from base 459 to 1112 and encodes 217 amino acids. The record is from RefSeq and is a predicted model, not a curated record. Lineage: Eukaryota; Metazoa; Porifera; Homoscleromorpha; Homosclerophorida; Plakinidae. The transcript has a single exon.